GAAAUGGAAGACGUUCGGGUGGACAAGGAGGAGGAGGAGGAGGAGAGGUGGGACCCAUGGUUGGGGGAGAAGAGGAAGGAGAGGCAGGUUCGAGCUUAACGAUGGAGAGGGUGGCUGUCGCCAAGAAGUUCAUCGAAAACCAUUACAAAGCCCAGAUGAAGCUCAUACAAGAUCGCAAAGAGAGGCGUUCAGUGCUGGAAAAGAAGUUAGCAUCUUCUCAUGUACCAGAAGAAGAACAGAUGCAUCAACUGAAAGAUUUAGAGCGCAAGGAGACUGAGUAUAUACGGUUAAAACGACACAAAAUAUGUGUCAGUGAUUUAAACCUUCUUGAUAUUAUUGGGAGGGGAGCCUUGGAGAGGUUGAACAUGUCAGAGCUGAGCGGAAUUAUUAGCAGAAGUUGCGAGUCAUUGCCUUGUGAAACUCUAUUACUCCUUUCAG
This is a messenger RNA of Neltuma alba, 438 nucleotides long. RefSeq names its product probable serine/threonine-protein kinase ndrA. The record is from RefSeq and is a predicted model, not a curated record. NCBI's taxonomy places the organism in Eukaryota, Viridiplantae, Streptophyta, Magnoliopsida, Fabales, Fabaceae. The annotation marks the transcript as partial. The transcript is spliced from 3 exons.